This is a messenger RNA of Puccinia graminis f. sp. tritici CRL 75-36-700-3, 1848 nucleotides long. RefSeq lists its product as uncharacterized. The transcript has a single exon. The coding region runs from base 34 to 1848 and encodes 604 amino acids. The record is from RefSeq and is a predicted model, not a curated record. Lineage: Eukaryota; Fungi; Basidiomycota; Pucciniomycetes; Pucciniales; Pucciniaceae.
UAUAUUCUCCCUUCUUUCAAGUUGGCGCGAAGGAUGAGAAGGCCUAUAUUCGAAGUGUAUUCGACAAUGUUCUUGAUCGGUACGAUAAGCUCGCGGCUGAUACCACGUCUGCGGUCGGAAGAAAUCUUCAACGCAGCCUUCGUAUGCCCAGACCUGAAUGCACCGCCGCCUGUGGUGGAUGAAGUCCUUCCUCUCAGGCCAAUUGUGCAUCCGGAUUCCGUGGCCAUUGGAAUCCCAAGCGAAGCGCGACAAAUCAAUUCUUCUCAAGCACCCAACUUGAAUGCAAAUCUUCCAGCUCAUCCAGCUGGCCUUGAAGGCGAUCAUGGGGAAUGCUCCGCUCAAGCGAAGGUGAAAUCGUUUUUCGAGCAAGCCGGAUGCAGCGCUCCGAAAAAACGCCUGUCCGGCAUCCCGGGGCCGUCUGAACCAAGGAUGGAAAGGGUAGCAGAGACACCUGCGGGGACCCAGCCUGAAAUUUUAGCUCAACACGUCACGGAUCAAGCUGGGAGUUUGAAGACAGUUGUGAUAUACCACUAUUCAUUGGGUGAACCCACGUUGAAGCCUCUGUCCCCUUCGGGGCCAGCUGUGGAUGUCCAGUCAUCUAGUUCACGAUGCGAGCCGGAGGGCAGUACGCCUUCUCGUGGCAGAAAUACUUUCGUUGCGCAGGAUCUAUAUUCUAGGUCUUCUUCUAAGCGCAAAGGAGAUCAUUUGGAAACUAAUGGGGAAGCUCAGAAAAAGUUCAAGCAAGUAGAGCAGACUCUGACCGAAAUUCAAAAAGGAUCCCCUCUCCAGUCUACUCAAAAUUUGAUGACAGUUUAUCCGACGUCGUUCAAUACCAAAGGGAGCUCUCCAAAAUCUAAGCUGCAAGUAGAAGAAGAAAAAGCAUUGGACAUAGGCCAGCAAACUUCAAAUCUCGAUGAAGAAGAGGAAGCCGCAAGCCAAAUUUCAACUGGGCUAUUCAAAGUAUGUAAUUGGGAUUAUUUGCAGGACGUUCUUGCACAGGACGAAGAGACUACUCUUGAAGAACCCACCGAAGAUUAUCGAGCCGAAUGGGUUUUUGAACAAUUGAAUCGAUGCAAAACUCCGUCGAGCCGGGAGGAGGUUUUUUGGAUUCCGAGAUCGCAGUCAGAGAGUUUCCUGGAGAUUUUUCGAAGGCUCGAGGGGAUUUUUCCCGCCAAUUUCGAUGACGACAUUAGGAGAGAAGCCGUUGGUGAAUUUUUCUUGAGUCUAGCUGAAAAGAGAUUAGCUCUCAGUAAAAACAUCAUCUUGAAAGACCAAAUCAUCAAGCCAAUGAGAGAAAAAAUGCUUGCGAUCCCUUCGGUAAAGCUCACACCGCGGAGGAUGAAUCGGAUUGACAAGAUUGUUCGGUACAUCGAAAUCAUAUCGACCAUGGUGACCUUUUUAAUUAUAAGCUAUCUGACACUAUUCAAUGAACACGAGCCUGGGUUUCUUCGCACAGAGACGGUUGAUAAUCUUUUAAAUUUCAUCAAAGAUUUCUGGACCAAAGUUCGAGAGCAGGAUUCCGAUUUCCUCGAUGGCCAUCCUUGGGCCAAGGUCAACAUCGAGAUCAUGCGGAUGACGAGCAGAAUCCGAGGCGAAAAAGAUUACACCGCCUUCGUCUAUCAAAAAAGAUGUCAGAUGGCUCAUGCUUGGCAUAUCCUUGAAUACUGGGUCGAAAUCAAUAAGAAAUCAAAAUCACCGCACUUGUGUUCAAGAAACUCCCGGAAUAUUUAUCAAAUAAUUACUAUCAUCAUCAUGUCUCAAAAUUAUCGCCGGAUUUUUAACAUGGUUUCUGAGAAAAAGAAAAUCAAAGCUUUAAUGCAGAGGACAUCGUAUAAACAAAAAACCUAG